Messenger RNA from Bactrocera latifrons, 1194 nucleotides. RefSeq lists its product as uncharacterized. NCBI's taxonomy places the organism in Eukaryota, Metazoa, Arthropoda, Insecta, Diptera, Tephritidae. Bases 1 to 1194 code for a protein of 397 amino acids. The record is from RefSeq and is a predicted model, not a curated record. The transcript has 4 exons.
AUGUCAAGGAUUAAAGGUGGCAAAUGUCAAGCGCCUACAUGCCCUUCAUUACUCAAAAAUGUUGUGGAAACCCUAUUCCCUCAACAAAACCAAAUAGAAGGAAAUUUUUAUCGCGGGGAAGUUGUUGAUGCUCCAGAAAUCACCGAGCAGGAACUUGUUCAAGCUGCUGAGCGCUUUGAAAAUAGCAAAGCACCAGGAUUAGAUGGUAUUCCGAAUAGGGCUCUUAAAAUUGCGAUCGGCUAUCAUCCGCAGCUAUUUUCAGAUUUGUACACACGUUGCCUUCGCGAAGGAGUGUUUCCAAAAAUUUGGAAAGUACAACGGCUGGUACUCCUACAGAAGCCAAACAAGCCGGCAGGAGAACCAAGCUCCUAUCGACCGCUCUGUAUGAUCGAUACSAUGGGCAAAAUCCUGGAGCGGAUAAUCUGUGCCCSUCUAGAAAAUCAUUUAGAAGGAGAUGGUGGACUCGCUGAUACCCAAUAUGGCUUUCGUAGAAAGCGUUCAACUCUUGAUGCGAUCAAGAAAGUCACUGGUAUAGCAGAAAAGGCUAUUGAAGGAGCAGGAGUACUCAAAAUGGAGGCUCAGACUAUAUUAGAUAUGACAGUGACAAUGUUAAAGGAAAGGUUAAAAGAAGCAGGGCUACCAACAAAUGGACGCAAGAAGGAAUUACGAGACAGACUUCURACACACUACGGUCUUCUAAACGAUGACGAUGAAAGCGAGGGUGAGGUCGAAUCAGUGGAGCCGUUUUGUGAGAAUGUGUUGGGUAAAGGUCCGGUGCCACCCACAGUUCCUCAUUUUUCAUUUAGAGAAAUUGAAGAAAKUUUGGCGUCAUUUAACGGUACAGAUGGGCAGGAAGUAAAUCAGGAUCUUCAAUAUCCGGCAUUAAUAGGACGUUCAAUUUUGGGUCAAGUCGAUUUAAUUGUUAGCGAGGAGAGCGAUAGGUUUCUAAGGAAGGAUAAAACAGAUACUUGUCAGGCGAACAACACAGAGUAUAAUGGUAAAAAUUCAGAAGAGGAGCCGAAAUCAACGUAUGAUUUGUCACAUCUCGAUAAGGAAAAAAUUUUAGAAGUGGAAAAGCUGAUUGCUCAAUAUGAGCCAAAAAGAAUCAAAUUUUCCCCGGUGGAAAUGAAAAUUGUUUUAAAGGACGAUGUACCGGUGUAUCAGCCACCUAGGCGUGUAUCAUCUCAAGAUUAA